Racocetra persica is the source of this 1545-nucleotide messenger RNA. NCBI's taxonomy places the organism in Eukaryota, Fungi, Glomeromycota, Glomeromycetes, Diversisporales, Gigasporaceae. The record is from the annotation of a GenBank genome assembly.
AUGACACAAAAUCAAUCCCCAUCAAAUGAUGAAGUAGAUCUUGAACAUCAAGCAACGUUAGUAUCAGAUGCGACUGUAGCCAUAAAAACUAUAAAAAAUGUCGAUAAUCAAAUUAUUAAUGACAAUAGCUCGCCAUCAUCUAAUGGUACUUUAUUACAUGGAGUUGAAUUAUUUUUAGUUGUUCUUGGUCUAGGAUGUGCUGUAUUUUUAGCCGCCUUAGAUCAAACAAUAGUUUCCACCGCUUUACCUAACAUAGUUUCAGAUUUUAAUGGAUUGGAUCAAAUCGCGUGGGUUGCAACUUCUUAUCUACUCACAACGACUUCCUUUCAACCAAUCUAUGGAAAAUUAUCUGAUAUUUUUGGUCGUAAAGCAACAUUCUUAGGUGCAAUUACCAUCUUUGAAUUAGGCAGUUUGUUAUGUGGUGUUGCCACUAAUAUGGUUUCAAUGAUAAUAUUCCGUGCAAUCGCUGGUAUUGGAGGUGGUGGAAUCAUUGGUCUCGUCUUAAUUAUAAUUACAGAUAUUGUUAGCUCUAAAGAUCAGGGAAAAUACCAGGGUAUUGUUAGCGCAUGCUUUGGUGUUGCUUCCGUAGCAGGCCCUCUUUUGGGUGGUGCUUUUACUGAUCAUGUCAGUUGGAGAUGGUGUUUUUUCAUUAAUCUUCCAUUAGGUGCAAUAACAAUAAUCGGUGUAGUUAGGUUUCUUCAUUUACCAAAACCACCUGGUUCAUUACUUAAUAAAAUUAAAAGAGUUGAUAUUAUCGGCACCAUUGUAAUGAUCUCGUCAACUGUUUGUAUCUUAUUACCUCUUAAUUGGGGCGGUAGCACUUAUCCUUGGAAUAGUCCCGUGGUUAUAAUACCUUUAUGUGUCGGUGCAAUCGGUUACAUAAUAUUCGGUCUUGUUGAGAAUUAUAUCGUUACUGAACCAGUUGCUCCACCUACACAAUCCGGAUUAGAGUUCAUGCCUUACAUUCUUGGUGUGGUAGUUUUCCUAAUCCUAACCGGUCAACUAUUCUCUCGAACAGACAAAAUACAGUUUCGAUUAGUGACUCUAAUUGCUUCGGCAUUGGCAAUAAUCAGUGCUGGAUUACUCAUUAUGUGGAGGGAAAAUACUGGUUAUGGUGAAUAUAUAGGAUACAUGUUAAUUGGUGGUAUUGGGAUGGGUGCAAGCAUUCAGGCUGUUACAUUAGGCGUUCAAGGAUUGGUUGAGCCGAAGGAUAUAGCUUCGGCUACUACAUUAUCAUUAUUCUUUAGGAGCAUUGGGGCUGUUUUUGGAAUUGCAAUAGCAGGAACAGCAUUUAAUAAUAGACUUUCUCAAGAAUUAAGUACUUUAACUUUACCUCCAUCUUUUUCAACACAAUCUGUAUAUACUAUACAAUCAUUACCACCAGAUACACGGCUAUUAGUCAUUCACGCUUAUGUGUUAGCAUUUCAAUUCACCUUUGUGCUUUUCACAAUAUUUAGUGCGUUAAUGUUUAUUUCAGCGUUGUUUAUGGGAAAUAGUAAACCAAUACAUAAGGAUGGAGAAAAAAUGAUUUCUGCAUUUGAAUAA